AUGUCUGCAGGGGCAGGCUGCCUGUCAAGCUGGUCAGGGGAGCAGUGCUUCCUCAUCAGGUCUUCCAUCAAGAAGCGGGGCCAGCCGAGCUCCCACAAGUCCAAAGGCCGAAGCUCCCAUGCUCAGCCUCCUGGCUGCUCGAAGGCUCACACAGGAGCUCAAGAACCGGACAUCUACGAGGACACAACUGGAACUGCAUCACCGUCUACCAAUCUGCACCAUCCAGGAGCAAGUACGGGCCAGCAGCCUGCGGGUACAAUGAGGGUUCCCUCAUGGUCAGCCAGGCCAGAGGUGAAGUUCCCCUGUGUCCAGGCAGAGGAACUGAUGCAGACCCACCUGCCCUCCAAGCUGGCUGGUGUGGCCUACCAUCCAGGCCAGUGUGCCUACCUGGCUGCCAUUCUGAGUCCUGAGAUCAGGGACCUGGUCAAGGACAUCACCCCACCCCGCUAUAAGCUAGUGUGUUCUGUCAGCAUUGGGAGUAAGGGGCAUGAUGGUGUGGUGGUCGCCAGCAAGAGCCUAUGGGACCCACAUGCAGACCGAUUUGCCACCUCCUACUAUGUGAACUCCAUACUCUUCUGCAUGGCAUUGGUGCAUGUCAUCUAUUUAAAAUGA
Messenger RNA from Urocitellus parryii (Arctic ground squirrel), 612 nucleotides. NCBI's taxonomy places the organism in Eukaryota, Metazoa, Chordata, Mammalia, Rodentia, Sciuridae. The record is from RefSeq and is a predicted model, not a curated record.